Molecule: messenger RNA, 378 nt
Organism: Trichoderma reesei QM6a
Lineage: Eukaryota; Fungi; Ascomycota; Sordariomycetes; Hypocreales; Hypocreaceae
Exons: 1
Coding region: 1-378 (125 amino acids)
Source: RefSeq, a predicted model, not a curated record
AUGCAGUUGAUCAGCUCCCUCAUCUGUCUCUCCCUCUCCGCCUCCGUGGCCCAAAGCGCCAUCGCCAUUGGCAAUCAAAUAAGAGAAGGAGGAACGCACUACAAUGUGGCGUGGAUCGAGGGCAUCAACCCAUGCCAAGCCGACGUCGCCAUCGGACCCGAGAGCGGCCGCGAGUGCAACAAGAACUUCCGACUUGACGGCACCGACUACUAUCUCGUCGGAUGUACCGAUCCCAACACGGGCUACGCGCAGAAUCCGCAGAGGCUGAGGCGGGUCAAGGAUGAUUCGCUGUAUGGAACCUGUGCGCCGGUGAAGAAGAAGGAGAUUGACUGCAAGGGGUCGACUCACAAUGUGGUGAAGCGGUAUCUGUGUGGCUAG